CCGAUAGCGCGCCGCCGUGUCCGAAUCGCGGAUCGGAUUUGGGCUUCCGUUGCCGGCGGCGCUAGGGUUUUGGAGAGGAGGCGAGGCGAUCGGAGGCGGGGGAUCGGAGAGCGAUGGCGCUGACCAACUUCAUCCUGACGGUGGUGGGCGUGGGCACGGCGGUGCUGCUGCUGCGGAGCGACGUGAAGCAGUCGGCGUCCAUCUUCCGCCGCAACGUCCGCCACAUCCGCAAGUGGCUCGAGGAGGAGUCCGCCGCCGCCGCCAAACCUGCUGAGCGGGCUGCACCUAAGGAGCUGGAGUCCCAGGCUGCAAAGAAAGAUGUUACCCCCAAAGAUGAUAAGCAUUAGAUGAUAGUAUUUCACUUUAUGUUCUUGCAUAAUGUAGUGUUGAUGUGGGAGCUAGAAUUCCGAGGUAGCACUUGUGAAAAAUUUUUAGUAGGAUAUUCAAUCUUGAUGAGAAUUUUACUCAAUAAACUAGGACAAAUGGGUAGCUAAAUGCAUGUGAUUUGUACUUGUUUAUUAAGGCUUUGGACAUGAAAUAUAUCACAUAUGGAGGGGCUACUGACUACUGAGUACAGUUUGAACAACUGAGAGCAUUUCAUA
Oryza sativa Japonica Group (Japanese rice) is the source of this 602-nucleotide messenger RNA. RefSeq lists its product as uncharacterized. The record is from RefSeq and is a predicted model, not a curated record. Lineage: Eukaryota; Viridiplantae; Streptophyta; Magnoliopsida; Poales; Poaceae.